AUGGAAGAUGUCAUGGAGUCGGAGCCCACACCAGGGUCUCCAACCUCAGAUGAAGAAGUUGAAGAAGUUGAAGUGGAAGAAGAGGUGGAGUCCCUGGUCAAGGGUCGUGAGAGACGAAGCACUGCAGGACUCAACAUGUCCGCCUUGAUAAAUGCCGCCGCCGAUGACGACCUGACACUACUAUUUGAAGAAGUAGAAGAUGAUAACGAGUUUGCAAUGGGUGCAGAUGUUGACGAUGAAGAUGUGGCUCUAGAUUCAUCCUCAGACGAUGACGACCAAGGACCGAAUGCGCAAAACGAGUACGAGGGUGAAGACCAACUCCAGAAGGAAGAGCGCAAGAAGCGCCGGACGCAGAACGACCUCAGAUUCAAUACUCUGCGAAAACGCGUCAAGAUUGACCCUACUGCCAUCGCUGGACCGGCUGCGCCCCUUCCUCGUCCUAAGAAAAAAUCCGAACGCAUCUCGUGGCUCCCUACUGUGGAAGAUGGCCCUAUCCGAGCCUCCUCGCGACGCCAGACUAUGGUCAAUAAGGAACUCACACACGCGCGUCUACAAGAGAGUCAAGAAAAGCGUAUCCGAAUCAUCGCGACUAUGGAAGAGGCUGCGAAACGGAAGGCUCAUCUGAAACCCAAGGAGAUGACACAGGAAGAUCACCUCAACAACGCUGCGCGAAUGGAGCGAUUGAAUAGCAAGAGUGUGAAUCGGUGGGAAAAGAGAGAGAAGGAAAAGGCCGAGGAACGCCGCGCUAAGAUUGAAGCACUACAAAAUCGUCGACUGGAAGGGCCUGUCAUCUCCUACUGGAGUGGAGUGGCUACGUGGGUGAACGGUCAACUGACCAAGGUUGGCAAAGCUGAUAUUGUUCCAAAGACCGAGAAAGAUGUUAAAAGCAAGCCUAAGAAGGCUCCAGCUGCCCCGUCUGUUGUGAUCCAACUUGCAGAGAAACCUAGUGCAGAAGGUCAAGUGCAGCCAGCUCAACCUGUCAACACAUCUACCGACCAGUUUAGACCCAUCCUUACAGGCUCACCAGGUAAGCCAGUGCCUACCGUAGAGAUUUCAUGCCGCGGGUCGAUUGCACAAUCUACGAAAUCAGAUAAACAGGCCCACUCAUAUGCCAUGGAUAUUGAUACGGAUACGGCCAACGCAGAUGCUACGAAAGUGGAUUCUACACCUCCAGCCAACACAGAUGCCAUGGAAGUGGAUUCCACGGCUAAUGCGUCCAUCUCAGUUACACAGUCGGUCAUGGGUCCUGCAAGCCUGCCGGUUGCCACGAGUGCGGAUACACCAGCUUCAGAGGUGGUCCAGGCCACAAGUACAAGUACAACUGUGGAACAUGAUAAACCCAAGCCUGAUACCGCAAUUGCAGCUACGCCAUUGGCCCAUCUAACCCCUCAAGCCUCUCCAGUCCCUUCGACCAAUGCUUUCCCCCUGCAAGCCACGCAACCCGAAACAAGUGCACUUGCAAGCCUUAGCGGUCCUACACCACCUAUCCAAUCAGAAAUUCACGGGGCGCCAACAGAAACACUAGAACCUGCAGCAGUAGCCCCGGCGAUUCCACCGACUCCGCAAGUGACCGAAUACACCGGCCGCCAACUGACGAUCCUCGAGAACUUCGAUGAUAAGACGGCUCACAGCAAGAAGUACAGCAUGUACUUCAAUGCUAAAAGGCCACCCAAGCUAACAAGUAAGUCACCCACACCUGAAUUUGAAUUUGAGAGUUGCGUAGAAGAAGCAAAGACCAACUCUUCGAUAGAAAUCUCGGCGUCUCUCUGCGUCAUCACCUCACUGCCGCCCCGCUACCGUGACCCCGAGACAGGACUUCCCUACGCCAACUCAUACGCUUACGGUCAGAUCCGCAAACUCUUGGCGGAGGGGUAUACGUGGAGUUCUAUGUUGGGGUGCUUUGUAGGUGGACCGGCCUCGACAGUAGCCCGUGGAGUCCCGGAGCGAUUCCUGGGUAAACCCAAAAGCAACGAAGAAAAGGAGGCUACGGUGAAGGAGGUAGCGAGAUUGGAAGGUGAGAAGGCUCCGGGGGAUACCAGCUUGAAUGCUCCAACUGGGGAGGCUGCAAACACGGAUGCUCGUUCGAUACAAUUGUAG
This is a messenger RNA of Penicillium taxi, 2097 nucleotides long. Its product is annotated as putative signal transducer. The coding region runs from base 1 to 2097 and encodes 698 amino acids. Gene Ontology annotation, cellular component: nucleus. NCBI's taxonomy places the organism in Eukaryota, Fungi, Ascomycota, Eurotiomycetes, Eurotiales, Aspergillaceae. Gene Ontology annotation, molecular function: ATP-dependent H2AZ histone chaperone activity. The record is from RefSeq and is a predicted model, not a curated record. Gene Ontology annotation, biological process: chromatin remodeling; regulation of DNA-templated transcription. The transcript has a single exon.